AAAAGUAAAUCUACUGCGAAAAUAAAUCGUAGGGACAGAGAUUCAUUCAUUCGAUACUACUGAAUGACUGUGUGUACUCUUUUUUCGAACACAUGUUCUUAUCUUACUGAGCCUUGUCUCUAGGGAACUGUUAAUCAAAAUAAAAAGAAAACGAAAAGUUUUACUUUACGAUCUGUUUAUAUCAUUCCCAGUUCGAAACCAGAAGUGUUUGUUAUAAAAUUGAUAUCAUACUGCACCGGCCUAUAAAUAAGUAUAAGAGCAUAAACGCGGGCGCAUCGGCGCAUGCGCGCGGCAGUCAGUCGCGCGCCGCGACGCCGCACUAACUGCUGUUAAUCACUAAUGACAUACAAACACCGUAAACUUUAAGUGUGGCAACAUAAAAAAGUUCGUUAAAAAGUUAAGUGUUUAUGUUUAAAAGAAGCCAGUGUUUAAUUAAUUACUAAUUCAAUACUGAAAGUUUUCCCGCCAAAAAUACAUGGGUACAUAAUAGCUGUAAAAGUUUAGUGUACACCAUAAUAACAAAUGUUCAAAUUUACUUAUUUUUUUUGUUUUACAAUAUUCUCAACUAAGAAAAAAGCAAAGUGAUCAGUUAACAUUUUCAAAUUUCGAAGUUUUUUCUUUACGUGCUUUUGGCCAGAGAGAAGUCUAAGCGGCCAGUUUCGAUGUUUACUUCUAAAUUUAGAAGUUUUGUGUCGUUUAGUGUAUAUGGCAACCGUUUUUCCGGCCAGUGAGUGACUCAUGUGUUAUGGGUGCAAUAUGCUGGUUCCACGCCAAAUUGGUUAUCGAAGGCGAGCUCGAAACAGAAUGGCUGCAAGCCGCCGGCCUCGGUUCCCUGGCCGCGCCGUUCCAGGCCGGCCUCGAAGUCACCGAGGCCCAGCUGGGUGAGGCCGUGAGGCCGCUACCCAGGGAACAAGCUGCUGCGGUUAGGAGACGAGUCCGAAGGCUGAACAGGACCGUGCGGCGGCGGCGCGCGGCCUCCAGGGCCAGAAAACCUGAUAUUAGAGAUGUCUUCAGGGACUUGGAGAACUCGAGUGGCAGCGAGCCGAGGUCCCGAAGCGCGACGCCCGACUCUUUGGACUCUUUGCCCAGUGGGGGCUCCGGCAGCCCGCCAGUGGAAUGGGCCGACCAUACACCUCCAGAUUUUGUCGACAGUUUCCCCCCAACCGGCGCACACUCUCCCCUCGCCCGUACGCCGUCCGCACCAGCGGCGCCGAGACGGGCGCGGCUCUCACCACCUGCCUUGGAAGCUCCGCUACCCAUGCACGAGCUGUUCAAGCCGAAUGACUUGCAUUGGGCUGAUAUAGCUACGAAUACUGAGGGCAUCGAACUCCUAGGCUACCAAAGAUACGGGACAGUCCAGGGUCCAAGAAUAGGCAAGGAGCGAAUCAACGGAUCAAUACUGAAGGACAACGACCCUUUCGUCAAGCACACUGUCGUGUCGCGGGCAAAAAGCGCGGCGUCCGUGCAGCAACCACUCAGCUUCGAACACAAGUUUAACCUGGACCGGCAGAUGAUGGACCAUGAGGAGGAAUGGCCUGAGGAGGGUAGCGUGGUAGAUGUGGAAAGCAUCGGCGAGCCUCAACUGAAGCGUCUGCCGCAACUCCUACUGCUGGAGCUGACUGCACUCUUUGACAAAUACUCGCUGCCCUUCCAGAAGAGGAAACCGCCUAAGAAGAAGAGGAAGGAAGAGGGCUCAGUAUUCGGGGUCUCCCUCGAAACCCUGCUCCGGAAGGACAUGCUGCUGUGGGAGGAAACCUGGAGCUCCGUGCCCGGAGUCCUGCGGGCGCUGGCCGGCACGCUGGCCGCGCGGGCGGCAGACGAGGGGCUGCUGCGAGUAGCCGGGAAUAAGCACAAGAUCGAAGCGCUCUGCCAACUGAUAGAGCGUUCCUGGUAUACGGAAAACCGAGGCGCAGUAGAGGCAGCCUUGGCUGGUGCAAGCAGCCACGAUUUGGCAGCGGUCUUUAAACGGCUGCUACGAGCGUUGCCGCAGCCUCCGCUCACGCAGGAGCUCAUGCGACUCUUCUACCACACGUAUGCCCUGACGGGCCCGACGCAGGCCCGCGCCCUGAACCUGCUGGUGCUGCUGCUGCCGGGCGAGCAGCGCGCCGCGCUGCGCUGCAUCCUCGCGCUCGCGCGCGACAUCGUGGCGCGCGCCGCCACCAACAAGAUGAGCGCGCACAACGUCGCCAUGAUCAUAGCGCCGGCUCUGUUUCCACCUAGCCUCCUGAUAAAGCAAUCAGACAGCCUGGAGACGCAGCUGGCCACGGCGGCGAACAGUUGCCACGUAACGGAAGCCCUCAUGCGCUGGUGCGAGCAACUCUGGCUCAUCCCCGCUUCUAUCCUGGCGGCUUCACAGCGAAAACCUUCGCCGCACCGUAGGAACCAUAUCUGACUCUAUACAUUAAGAUAUAAGGUGCUAAAUCGUUCGCGCUAGCGAGCUAGUGAUGUCACAAAAUUCACUUUAGUAAUAAUAGUUUCGACUAUGCUGGAAGACUAAAGGUGUCAAUUCGAUUAUGAAAUCUAAAUGUCAAAAUAGCGCGCGAAAACAAAAUGGUGGGUCAGAUUUGACGCUGUGCGUCGAAUAGCGUGCAUGUUUUGUAAGUUUGCAUGCUUGUGUUUUGUUUUUUUAAUCAUCACACUAAGAUUAUAAAUAAUAAAUAACAUAUACUUGGUUAUAUUGGAACGCAUGACCAAAUGUUUGGUAUUUUACUCCACUAUUUUUGUAAGUUUUAAAUUUUGACAUAUAAAACGCAAUAAAUUAGGUUGGUAGAGGUCAUUCGCACUUGUCAAGCAGUGCAUAUUGAACAAUUUUAUUAUAAUGAGUGAUAUGAUAUUUAAUGUUAACGCAUAUAUACUCCGUGUUAAUAAUGUUAACGCAUUUAGUGUGGUAUAUAAUUGUGAAUGGGAUGCCAAAUAUUCAUCUUGUUUUAGUGAAAUAACCAGUUUUAGUUAAUGUGAAAUUCCGUUAAAAUCGUCCUCUUAUAAAAAAGUUUGCAUUAAAAGAUUUCAUUGGUAACUUAGUUAUUAAAUUGCGAGUGAACGUGAAUCCAAGAAAAAAAAAAGAUUUUUUUAUUACAGUAGUACCUCGCUAAUCCGGAAGUGUCGUCGGGAAAUUCCGAAAA
Molecule: messenger RNA, 3122 nt
Organism: Cydia pomonella (codling moth)
Lineage: Eukaryota; Metazoa; Arthropoda; Insecta; Lepidoptera; Tortricidae
Gene: conu
Product: rho GTPase-activating protein conundrum
Exons: 11
Coding region: 746-2392 (548 amino acids)
Biological process (GO): signal transduction; regulation of actin filament polymerization; regulation of small GTPase mediated signal transduction
Cellular component (GO): cytoplasm
Molecular function (GO): GTPase activator activity
Source: RefSeq, a predicted model, not a curated record